AUGAACGUUGCAUUAUGUGUGGCCUUGGAGCAGGUUAUUUUGCGCUAUUGGAUGUGGAAUACACCACAAGAUAUGCUUGUACUGUGCAACACAUUACUUGGUAAGCAAGGCAAGUUAGCAGCCAUAUUCAACACCACAACUCCCGGAUUCUGUGAUCAGCAGCGUGGCGGUGCUCCACCAGAGCGCCAGUACACCAAUCUGCAUGUAUCAUUUGAAAUUUUGCGAGGUGUUAUCCUCUGUAUGCUCAGAGCUCUGAAAAUGACCGGCAUGGAAAUGACCUCGGAUGUGAUGCAGCGUUGCAACGCAAAUUUCUGCUGGCCGGUCACGAUCAAUCGAACGUUCAGCGCGCAACUUGUUGGAUGCACCGUGGAUGACGGUAGCAAUACGGAUACGGUGAUGUGGGAAGAGGUUUUGGCCCUCAUCACACAAGACGUACGCCAAAUGCAAGAUAUCAUUUAUUCGCAUGGUUUGGCAGCCGACGAGCAACUGCUCAAGAUAUUCACAUGUGACAGGAGACUGUUGAUGCUGUGUUAUGUAUACAAUAUGCUCGUGCUGAGUACACUGAAUGGAAAGGAGACGAUGAUAAGUAUCAAUAAAUUUAUAGACUUUUUCAUUUAUCUGUUCAGAAAAAAUCUUCCUGACGAUCAGCAAUUUGGGUCGUUGGGCUCAUAUCCUGAUUUGCAUAAUCGAAUUGCUGCACUGGCACACGUUAUACCGUCGAACAAAAUUGUCAAUACAAGUGCUUCUUUCUUCAAUAAAAUGUCUGAAUAUUAUUCUCAAUUCCCGGAAUUAACACCUCGAGAAGUGGAGGCGGUGGACAUUAUAUUGAUAAGAGCGAUGGAAACGCUUGUUGCUGACCAGUUAUUCUCGACACUGAUGAUGUGCUUCAAGCCAUGCUAUCGUUAUCACCCUCAGCCAGCAGCUUUCAUGUACAGCGUAUUGUAUUGCCUGGAUAAGACCAUUUCUCACACAGCUCGUGCCAGACAGUUUGUACUCGAAAUUUGCGGACAACUCGAGGAUAGGGAUGGCAAAUAUGCUCUGCUGACACCGUCGUUCAUUUCGGACAAUCAUCAGUUAUCAUUACCAUCACAGUUCUGCCAGGCAUUGGUUGAUCGUAUUUUACAGGCAUCCAAUUAUCCGCAUCAGCCACCUGCAUUUGCAUACAAGGUAACAGCUGUUUUAAGCUUAAUUUAUUGUUACAUCCAAUGAAA
Molecule: messenger RNA, 1211 nt
Organism: Gongylonema pulchrum
Lineage: Eukaryota; Metazoa; Nematoda; Chromadorea; Rhabditida; Gongylonematidae
Source: the annotation of a GenBank genome assembly